AUGGAAAGCUUAUAUGUGACGGAAAGCGCUUUUGCCGCGACAUCGUCGUCAUCUUAUGCCUACACGUCGUCCCCGCUCUACACUCCCCCACCAGACUCGUCUUUGGCCUCUAGUCCAAGUGAGGACGCGUUCUCGUCUGCUCAGGGCGACAUCCCAAUGGCGGGGUUCCCACUUGCGAGUUCGGACAAACAUUGGGACAGUCUGAGCGACGACUUCAUCACCAACGCGCUGAAUUCCUUUCCGCCGUCUUCCGCCCUCGGGCUGGACGAAGAGUUGGAUUUCAUGACGCAGAGUGCUUCAAGCGAUCCGCGAUGUUGUCAGAGCGAAGCGACGCCUUCGUCUCCGUAUUCUGGAGCGCUCUUGGCUGAGUCCACGUACCCGAAUAGCUCUUCGUGGGUUGAAGAAGUGCCUGUAAUGGCACAGGUAGAAAACUUACCACAGCUCGUUGCGACUCCACCAGCGGUAAAGAAAGGAGCUCGCGGACAAGGCAGAAAAAAAGUUGUGUUCCCUGCCGCGCCAAAGAAGCCCACGGCAGGUCUCGAGGAGCAUAAAAAGCAGCGACGCCGGUCGCAGAUCGCAUUGGGCGUGCAACGCCAUCGGGAGAAGAAGAAGAGUCUGGUCGUGUCGUUGCAGACCGAGAUGAGUCAACUAACGAGCCACUUGGCGACUCUGCGAGCCGAGCGACGGGCUCAACUCGCGAACAACGACGAGCUCAUGAAGAACGAGGAAGAAGCGAUGACGCAACGGCGCAAGCGGAAACAGGCCGAGCAGCACAAUCAGCUGCUGAAAAAGGCGCUGUUCCAGCAGACGACGUUUCUCGGGGGCAUGCGGGCCAUGAUGGGCGGCAGCAACUUGCUGCUUUCCAAGACGCUCGAGUUCCACGACUGGGUGCACUCGUACACGGCCUUGUCGGCCACGGAAUCUCUUGGGCGGCGCAAAGAGUACGUCGCGCACUUUCCACGGAGUAAGAUGGAGUUGGCGCGGAACAUUGUGAUCCAGAACACCGAAGAAGAUACUUUGCGCUUGUUGGCCACGGGCGGCACAACGACGGCGAACAUUCGGAUUUUGCACGACGGGACGCGGCACGCGCGCGAGAUGCACAUUGAGUCGACUGGGGGCAUCACACGGGACCUCUUUGGUCGCCGCAGUAGCCGUCAGGAUCCGUAUACCUCGUUCGUCGACGAUGCCGGUGACGGCCGCGUGAUUAAGGAGUUCUCGUCCGUGUUUGUUUUCCCCGAGACCGUGCACUGCACGCUCUAUGCGCUCAUGCACAUUGUCGCCAGUAGCAUGAAGACCAUCGGCGUGUACUACUCGGGCGUGUCGUACGAAGCGCGAGCGUCGGAAGAAGUGCACCUCGAAGAGGACAAUGGCUUGACGCACUCGGACGUGUACUACUCGGACCUGGUGGCGUCCAUGGAGCCCGUGAUUGAAGAAGUCGACGAAGCGGAUACGGCUGGGAACAUUGACGUUGAAGCGCGGGUUUUGACGCGCGUGCAAUGUGGACAAGACGAAGGGAUCCUCUUGUGGGACUAUGCGGACGAAGACGCGUUGCACCCGAUUCCAGUCGACUCGCCCGACCGCAAAGCCAUUCGCCGCAACGUGUGCGGUGCAAUGAUCGUACGACGCGAAGUGGGCACCGGUUUGCUCUCAGUGCGCCACGUCUCGAUCAAAGCGUAUUGUCCGCUGGCGCAGCCCAAGAACGUGCCGGGAGGGCCCGAGGCGUCGGACGCCGAAGAGAUUCGACGGGCCAUCACGCGACGCAUUGGCCUGCAAGCGACCGAGUCUGAACGCUUGCGGGACCGGUGCUUGGGCUACGUCUACAACGACAUUGUCCGUCGCUUGGAGAUGCUGCAAGUGUCGUGA
This is a messenger RNA of Hyaloperonospora brassicae, 1863 nucleotides long. Lineage: Eukaryota; Oomycota; Peronosporomycetes; Peronosporales; Peronosporaceae. The record is from the annotation of a GenBank genome assembly.